UAUAUUUUAAUGCGGAAGAGUCCAUUAAUGAAAGAAAACAUGAAAGCAGUUCACAAUUAAAAAUUUUCAUAUUUGAACAAGAGUAAGUAAAAGACAUCCUCUUUGGAAAAAAAUUCAUACUCGAACCGAUCUCUGUUAAAUGAGAUGCAACAUUAGACACCAAACCAACCAAAGAAAAACAUUUCAACUUAGGCUUCGGAUUAGAAACUGCAUAAUUGUACAUUAGAUAUUAAUAUCAAGAAAGUUAAAUACUGAAAUCUUUAAUGAAAAUAUAAAAUAGAACUAAUCCAAUAUUAGCAUAAUAGAAUUGCUAUGCAGGAGUGAAACUGAAUUUCAACACUUGUCUAGGUAUUGAAGAUCAUUAAAAGGAAGGCAAUGAAGAAAAAAGGGUGAACACUAAUCAAUAUAAUUCAUUGAAUUAGACAAUACAUCCUUCUCCAAAAGUCAAGACCAUUUCAAUAUCAACUUACACAGUAUAACAUGAAUUAACCUCCUUAUUAGAGUACUCAGAGUCCUGAAUUAAGAGAGAAGGAGAUCAGACAUGAAUAGAUAUCGUAGUUUAAAUAAUUGAUUACCUAAACGAAGUAGAGUUUGGAGAGCAUUAGUAUCUCAGAUAUGCAACAAUGUAUUGAGAGAGUAUUUGAUCAAACCAUUUAGCCAUUACUUUAAUUAAAGGUAUGUUUUAGACACUUAGUGAUUAGAGUGAAGUGCUGAAACAAAUUGAAAAGUGUAUCAAUGCUGAACAAUAUCAAAUACGUUCUACCAUUGAAUCUUUAAAGAAGAUGGAGGAGGACAUCCUCUCAAAUGAGUUCAACAUUAUAGAAUAUAUGGCUAUGGGUCCAUUCAAUGAAAUUAUGUUGAUCUAUCAGAAAAGAUUCAAGGAACACUCCAUCUUUGUUUAGUAGUUAAAUUAAUAAGAUAUGGUGAUGCAUCAGUUCAAAUAGUUGCAUGACAACUUUACUCAACAAAAUCAUUUGUUAUGUAAGCAAUUAUAACAAUCUUUGUAAAACUACUUAUCAUUAUAUAUAUCAUUCUAAAACAAGGAAGAUUUUUACGAAAUGAAGGAACUCACUAAGAUUCAAUAACAAACCCAAUUUAUUAAUAACUUUCAAGAAAACCUGUUCCAAACAUGCGAAACCAAUAAUUCAAUUGAUGAAGACUAGGUGAUUAUGAAAGAUUAACAAGUGGUGAGAAUUCCAGACAAGACUUCGUAGUUUACUUAAUUAUUAAAGAAGGGUUUAAAUUGUUAAAAGAGUUUGUUUCCAUCAGAAUCACCUCAAUUCAAGAAUUGA
Paramecium octaurelia is the source of this 1292-nucleotide messenger RNA. The record is from the annotation of a GenBank genome assembly. Lineage: Eukaryota; Ciliophora; Oligohymenophorea; Peniculida; Parameciidae.